Molecule: messenger RNA, 2371 nt
Organism: Cyclopterus lumpus (lumpfish)
Lineage: Eukaryota; Metazoa; Chordata; Actinopteri; Perciformes; Cyclopteridae
Gene: ido1
Product: indoleamine 2,3-dioxygenase 1
Exons: 10
Coding region: 1-1260 (419 amino acids)
Biological process (GO): 'de novo' NAD+ biosynthetic process from L-tryptophan
Cellular component (GO): cytoplasm
Molecular function (GO): L-tryptophan 2,3-dioxygenase activity; metal ion binding; heme binding
Source: RefSeq, a predicted model, not a curated record
AUGGCUUCUGCUGAACCAGACUCCAAACCUCCCUUCUCUCUGGAGUCCUACCAUGUCUCUGAAGAACUUGGCUUCAUCCUUCAGGAUCCUCUGGUGGAGCUUCCACCUUACUACCAGCCAUGGAUGGAUAUUGCCCUGCGAGUCCCAGAGCUUGUGCACUCUCACGAGUUGCGCUUCCAUAUCAACAAGAUGCCGCGGCUGAGCAGCCAGUUUCUGCAGAAACACCGGGAGUUACGCUUGGCCCACCUGGCCCUCAGUGUGAUGACCAUGGGCUACAACUGGCAGGAGGGAGAGAACAACACAGUGCAGAUGCUACCACGUAACCUGGCGGUCCCAUACUGGGAGGUGUCACAGCGUUUAGGACUUCCCCCAAUUCUCACCCAUGCAGAUGCAGUACUGGCUAACUGGAGGAAGAAGGAUCCAGAGGGUCCUUUCGACAUGGAGAACCUGGAACUGUUGUUCAGCCUCCCAGGUGGAGACAGCACCCAAGGUUUCUUUUUGGUCACUCUGCUUGUGGAGCUGGCAGCAGUCCCUGCAUUGAAGAACAUUCCCACUGUGAUCAAUGGUGUCAGGUGUGGAGACACUGAGACUGUGGCCAGAGCCCUGGAGGACAUCAGCCAGUCUAUACAGGACAUGACAGACAAACUCAAACUGAUGCAUGUUUACGUGGAGCCUUCGGUAUUCUAUGGCAUUAUGAGGAUCUACUUGUCUGGGUGGAAAGACAACCCUUGUAUGCCAAAGGGGCUGGUUUAUGAAGGGGUCCAGGCUGAGCCCAUGGAGUAUUCAGGUGGGAGUGCUGCGCAGAGCAGCUUGCUGCAAUGCUUUGAUGAACUUCUGGGAGUCCAACAUGAAGCGACAAGUGGUGCCUUUCUAUCCCGCAUGAGGAACUACAUGCCACCUGCCCACAAGCUGCUGAUCCAGGACAUCUCGUUGCAACCCUCCCUGAAGAGUUUUGUCCAGCAGCAGGCCAGCGAGAGGCUAAACCAGGCCUUACAGCACUGUGUCACAAAACUGUUGGCUUUGCGCAACUACCACAUCAACGUUGUCAGCUGCUUCAUCACUGUACCUGCUGCCCGCGCCCGACAACUGAGACAACCAAGAACACUGAGAAACCAUAGCCAGGUGUUAGAGGGGGAGAUGAUCAGCAGAGCACCCAUCGCAUUAGAGGAGAGGGGCACUGGUGGCUCUAGCAUCAUGACCUUCCUUAAGACUGUGAGAGACCAAACAAAAGACACUUUGCUGCCUGAGACAAGCAAAUAAAUGAAGCGCAUGUGAGCCGUCAUCACUGAGGGUACAGAGGAGAGUGUCAACUGCAUCACAUAAAACAGGCCAUAAAUCACCUCUGAUUACUUACAGUAAAACAAUUUAAUAUGUCAUUUAAAGGUUGCCUUGUGGCAGAAUGAGAGUGUGAGGCCUUGGUCGCUCUUCUUACAUGUAGGUUUGUUCUAUCUGUGAACAAACCUCAGACAGGAAUAGACAGGAGUGAUACCCAUUUAGUCCAAACCACAAUUCAAACCAUUGCUGUUACUUUACAUUACAUUCAACCACUAAUUUCUCCUUUAAUCUGAACUGGAAUGCAAAACAAUGCAUCAGACAUUUGCCCCAUACCAUUGUAUUUACAGGACAUUUGGACAUUCGACAUUUUGACAUUUUGAAAUUCAGUUCAAAUGCUGUUUAAAAUAAGGUUUGUCUUCUGUUACUUGAACAUGUAGCAGCAUUUAGCUUUUCUGUUUAAUGACCCCCUUAAGGUUUCUGGUACUGGUUUAAAAGUUAUAAUGGUAAUUGAGAGAAGCUUUUAAAAAAUGAUAAUGUUGAACACAUUAGUACUGCAAUACCAUGUGAAACCUUGGCAGGGCACUAAAGUUCAGGAUUGUAAUUCCACAAAAGAAUAUUUCACAGGUUCUUCCUUCAAAAAAAUUUAAUAGUUGGCAACACCUGAGUGCACCAAAGGAACGCAGGCCACUGAUUUAGCCACAAACAAAAUGGACCUGAUUAAAUAAUAUAAUAUUUUAGUAUAGCACAGUAAUAGUAUUCAUCAUUAAUAAUAGUCAUUUGAAGAGAUGUGAAAUCCACACCAGCUUGAAACAAUAAAGUAUCGACAGGCUGGAACCUGAACUGAAAAUAAUCCCUCUUUGUUGCCUCUUUACUCGACAGCGUGUCCUCACAAUGGGGUUGUCAUUGUCAAAGCACAAUGCACAAUGCAGUGCAGAGAUACAUCACUUAUCAGAGUGGUUACCUCAGCACUCCUGCCGCCCUCCUCCAGCCCACAUCCAGCCCUCACAUGCCCUUCUAUACUUCCUGGGCGGAGAGUGUGGAAAGCCCAGAGCAAUGAAGGGAUGGAUUGUGCCAUGAAUGGCUAACGCUGUGUAAU